Molecule: messenger RNA, 648 nt
Organism: Fulvia fulva
Lineage: Eukaryota; Fungi; Ascomycota; Dothideomycetes; Mycosphaerellales; Mycosphaerellaceae
Exons: 3
Coding region: 1-648 (215 amino acids)
Source: RefSeq, a predicted model, not a curated record
AUGACUACCACCGACGACUAUGAGGCCUUCGAGGCCGCAGCCGCAAGCAUAGUCUUACAAGCAUUCGAAGGCGCCAAAGCAAAGCUCUUGACUGCCUUUCCGUACAUGAGCUCGGUCGCGAUUGAGCGCAUGAUCGAGAAGUCUUCCCAGUACUUCCAGGACGAGAUCCAAGCGCAAGAACCGGCAAUGACUGCCUCGAAAACACGCAGCAACUUCUUCAAACUUCUACCAGAACUCCGCAUUUACAUAUACGAGAUGGCGCUUGCCAAACAGAAGAUGCCUCGACCUGAUGAGCAUGCGUGGGAGGUCGAACAUCAUGUCGAGAUCCAGAGCUGGUAUUGCUGCGAUGAGCCUUCUUCAGACAAGUUCAUCACCAUGAAGCCGACCAAGAGACCAGCUUUACUCGCAGUCAACCGUCAAGUCCGUCACGAAGCCCCUCCAGUCUACUACUCAGUGAACACAUUCACAGCGACUUGGGCGGGUGAUUGGCAAGGAACAGGCGGCACGAUCAAGAAGCUCGAGAUCCGCUUCUACAUGCUGGACCCUGACCAAGUUGGAGAGUGCAUGGAUGAGGCCUACGAUGAGAAGGGCAUCAAGACAAAUUUUCCAGACGACCUGGCGGACUGUCUACACGAAGGAUAUGGUUGA